GGAGGGAGCUGCGAGUAGGAAGGCAUGGCAGCCAUAAGGAAGAAGCUGGUGAUUGUGGGCGACGGGGCGUGUGGCAAGACUUGUCUCCUCAUCGUCUUUAGCAAAGACCAGUUCCCAGAGGUCUAUGUUCCCACCGUCUUUGAGAACUACGUGGCCGACAUCGAGGUGGACUCCAAGCAGGUAGAACUGGCUCUGUGGGACACGGCUGGGCAAGAGGAUUACGACCGACUGAGACCCCUCUCCUACCCUGACACAGACGUCAUCCUCAUGUGUUUCUCCAUCGACAGCCCCGACAGUUUGGAAAAUAUCCCUGAGAAAUGGACCCCAGAAGUGAAACAUUUCUGCCCCAAUGUGCCAAUAAUCCUGGUGGGAAACAAGAAGGAUCUGCGGAAUGACGAGCACACGCGCCGGGAGUUGGCCAAAAUGAAGCAGGAGCCAGUAAGAGCAGAGGAGGGAAGGGACAUGGCCAAUCGAAUCAGCGCCUUUGGCUACUUGGAGUGCUCUGCCAAGACCAAGGAUGGCGUAAGAGAAGUGUUUGAGAUGGCGACUCGGGCGGCUCUGCAGGCCAAACGUGGGCGCAAGAGGAGCACCUGCCAGUUACUGUGAGGAGAGAAGCCCCAUGCCCUCAUUCUCCCCCUUCCCUGUGCCCUCUCUCUCCGCUGUGGGCUAGGGGAGCUGCGGACUGAGGAGACGCACCAAUAACCAAUCCCUUUCCUGUUCUCAUGGGCAGCGCCAGGCCCCGAGUCCAGCAAAUCACAUCAGUGCCAGGUCUGUAGCAACAGGGGGUUUCUUACAACAGUGCCAUUGUCUAGUGCAGGGCCCCUUCCUCUAAAAGGCGGGGGGGGGAUUAUUUGGCUUUAGAAGGCCCCGCUGUCCUGGGGGUCGGAUUGUACACACGAGAGCGGGACCCCUCGUGAUAUUGGUUAAUUCCACCCCGACCCUGUGCUGGCGAGGGUUAAUCCUGCAGCUCAUGAGAGGGGUGGGGAGGUUUUAUAAUAAUGUUGUCCCUGCUUGAAUGACAUUUUAUUGUCCAUUGUACUCGAGUAUCAACCAAUAAACUUUGUAGCCAUGUUUAGUAA
Messenger RNA from Xenopus laevis (African clawed frog), 1079 nucleotides. It is a transcript of the gene rhoa.2.S, whose product is annotated as ras homolog gene family, member A, gene 2 S homeolog. The record is from RefSeq and is marked provisional. The transcript is spliced from 5 exons. The coding region runs from base 25 to 606 and encodes 193 amino acids. Gene Ontology annotation, cellular component: plasma membrane. Gene Ontology annotation, molecular function: G protein activity; GTPase activity; GTP binding. Lineage: Eukaryota; Metazoa; Chordata; Amphibia; Anura; Pipidae.